Orbilia oligospora ATCC 24927 is the source of this 1113-nucleotide messenger RNA. RefSeq lists its product as uncharacterized. Lineage: Eukaryota; Fungi; Ascomycota; Orbiliomycetes; Orbiliales; Orbiliaceae. Gene Ontology annotation, biological process: allantoin catabolic process. Gene Ontology annotation, molecular function: allantoicase activity. The coding region runs from base 1 to 1113 and encodes 370 amino acids. The record is from RefSeq and is a predicted model, not a curated record. The transcript has 5 exons.
AUGGUUACCCGCAUAGACGCCGACAAAACCAAUGAAGUCUUCGGUUCCCAUUGCAUCGACCUCGUCAGCGCGUCUCUCGGAGGAAAGAUUCUGGCUGUUAGCGAUGAAUGGUUCGCUCAGGCUGAGAAUUUAUUGACGGUUGCGCCGCCGAUUCGGAAGCCUGGGUAUUUUGUCCAUAGUGGAGCUUGGUACGAUGGAUGGGAAACUCGUCGGCAUAAUCCCGAACCCGAGGAUUGGGUCAUCGUCAAGCUCGGCGUAAACUCCGGCCGCAUCUUCGGCUUCGAAAUCGACACCGCCCAUUUCAACGGCAACCACGCUCCCGAAGUCACCGUCCAAGCCCUCUUCACCUCUCCCACAACCCCCGCCCCAGGUCCCACAGACCCCCGCUGGACCACCAUCCUCCCGAUCCAAGAAUGCGGUCCCUCGCAACGUCACGUCUACCUCCUCCCCACACCGACGGAAGAAGCCUAUUCUCAUGUAAAACUUAAUAUGAUACCUGACGGUGGAAUCGCCAGGUUUAGAGUAUACGGCCAAGCUGUCCCUGUCUUUUCGGAUGAUCUGGAUGAGAUAUUGGAUACGGCGCAUGUAUCGAACGGUGGGUUGGUGGUUAGUUGUUCCGAUCAGCAUUUUGGGAGGAAGGAUAAUUUGUUGCAACCGGGGAGGGGGAAGGAUAUGGGAGAUGGAUGGGAGACGAAGAGGAGUAGACAGAAAGGUCAUGUUGAUUGGGUGGUUGUUAAGCUGGGCACCCCGACAAAAAUCACAUCGAUAACAAUAGACACCGCCUACUUCCGCGGUAACUUCCCACAAUACGUCACAAUCCACGGUCUCUACCACCCAGACACCUCAAUAACCCCCGCCCACGACCACGAAAACUGGUUCAAAGUCCUCGAACCCGCGAAAUGUAAACCAGAUAUCGAACAUCAUUUCGGUCUCCCGGGGCAGGAUGUAUACAUGCCCACCAACGGAGUCGGCGGGAAAGAUGUUAGUAAUGGAGUGGAGGAGGUUGCUAAACUUGAGGAUGGGGUUGGAGAGGAGGUUGUGACGCAUGUUAAGAUGACGAUUAUUCCGGAUGGGGGGGUUAGUAGGUUGAGGGUUUAUGGGAGACGGGUUUGA